Oppiella nova is the source of this 1887-nucleotide messenger RNA. NCBI's taxonomy places the organism in Eukaryota, Metazoa, Arthropoda, Arachnida, Sarcoptiformes, Oppiidae. The record is from the annotation of a GenBank genome assembly.
AUGUCUUACUAUCCGACGAAUGGGACCACAGAUGUGGCCAUCACUGGGACCUCUGCCACCGCUGCCAUUGUCUCCCAUCAGCCGCACCACCAAAACGGCCUCAAUCUGCGAGUGGAUCCCAAUUUGGAUGCGAAGGAGUUUUGGCGUAAAUACGACAUCACUGUCCACGGGAAGGACGCGCCCCUACCGCUCAUGUCGAUGGUGUCCUACAAGUGGCCGCAACGCAUACAGGAGGCCCUGGAGGCGGACCAGUUCACGGCCCCCACACCCAUACAGUGCCAGUCGUGGCCCAUCGCACUGUCCGGUCGUGAUCUCGUGGGAGUGGCGCAGACGGGCUCCGGGAAGACGUUGUGCUAUGUUUUGCCCGCUUUUGUCAAAAUACUCAAAGAUCGGCCCCAAAGAGGCCCCAAGUGUCUGGUGUUGGCGCCCACUCGCGAGUUGGCCCAACAGAUCCAGGAAGUGGUCCGCAGAUACCGGUUCGCCAACAACGUGUGUCUCUAUGGCGGCGCCUCCAGAGGCCCACAGAUGAGGCAAUUGCGUGAAAUGAAUCCGCAGAUUAUAAUCGCAACGCCCGGACGGAUGAUUGACUUCGUGGAGAGCCGUACUGUAGACCUGCGGACAGUGGACUACCUGGUGCUGGACGAGGCCGACCGCAUGCUUGACAUGGGCUUUGAGCCACAGCUCAAGAAAAUCAUCGCUCAGUUGCCUCGAGAGCGCCAGACCCUCAUGUGGUCGGCCACGUGGCCCAAGGAGGUGAAGGCAUUGGCCGCCCAAUACAUGGCGGACUACAUUCAGAUCAAUGUCGGCGGCACUGAACUGACGGCCAACAAGAAUAUCAAGCAAUACGUGGAGGUCUGCGAGGAAUUCGACAAAAAGCAGAAACUGUUUGAUCUGUUGACGAAGAUUAGAGCCGAUUCUCGAGAGAAUAAGACGAUUAUCUUCGCGGAGACCAAACGCAAGACCAAUGAUUUGGCGAAUGAGUUGCGCGCCAGUGGAUGGCCGUCCGCCUGCAUUCACGGCGAUAAACCACAACACGAGAGGGAUUGGGUUCUCAAAGAGUUCCGAACGGGUCGUUCCCCUAUUCUUGUGGCCACAGACGUGGCCGCCCGUGGAUUGGAUGUGGACGACAUUAAGUGUGUAAUCAAUUAUGAUUAUCCAAACUCUGGUGAGGACUAUGUCCACCGAAUUGGUCGUACCGGUCGUCGCGAUAAGAAGGGAACGGCGUUUACUUUCUUCACGUCUGCGAACGCCAAACAGGCGAAUGAGUUGAUCGAUGUCCUCAAAGAGGCCGAACAGGUGAUCGAACCCAAGCUCUACGAUUUGGCCCAACAGUCGAGAUACAUGGGUAACAACAAACGGCGCCGCUAUGGACACGUCGGUGGUGGCGGCGGUUGGAGUAACGGCCGCUCCAAUGGAUACGGCGGAUCCGGUGGAGGAGGUAGUGGUGGCUAUAAGCGUAAGUUUGAGGGACAGAAUGGCGGUCCCGACGCCAAGAGACCCGUGAGAAGAGAUUAUGACUCAUCCAGUAGUAAACGAUUUGGAUCUCAAAGUUCUUCUUAUACUAAUGGUUAUAAUUCUCAGAACAAGAGUUCAGUCACUUCUAACUCCUACUCGUCCAACGGAACGGUAUCCGCCAACCGGUACAGCAGUUGGGAUUGAUUUCUAGCGAAACUUAACUAUUAAUUAUAAUUAUUAUUAAUUUCCAUUUCCAUUAUAUUUAACGUCUCUUUUUUCAUUUGGAACUUAUUUUUCUAAUAAUAGUCUUAAUUAUAAAUUGAUAAUACAUUUUGAGAUCUAUUUAGCGCUCAAAUUAGUAUUUUAGUAAAUGUUUAGAAUCUAAAUACCAUUUUUAGAGUAUUAUUAUUAUUAUUAUUAUGUAUGAAAACC